UGAGAAUUGGUUGAUGCUCUUAUCAAUCGCAGAGAAUCCUCCAUUUCAUCAGUCACAUACAGCAGGAAAUGAACUGCCUGUGGUGUGUCGCCAACUAGCACCGCUCCUUGCCGUCGACCGAGUCUCCGCCCCUGAGCCACACGAACCCCCGAACGCUCUCCGCAUCGAUCAUUUCCCUCCGCGCUUCUGAGGAGCUCGGUCCGUCAUGCUGGCUUGAAGAUGCCUCUCUCGAUAUUCUCCCGGCUUCGUCAGCUGUAUACCCUCGAUACCCUCGAUACCAGAUUAACCGUCCCCGCGACAACUCCGCUGAAGGCGGCCGCUGACACGCGACCUGCGACGGCCAAAGAUGCCCGCGCCCAGGCCAUCGCCAACGGCGCCGAACCGUCGAAAUGGAACACCCUGGAGUUCUACGUCUACUAUUUGGUCUUUCUGGUCGCUGUGCCGUUGAUGUUUAAGGCGGUCAUUGAGGUGUCUCAGGAGAGUCAUCCGAGUUAUUCGGCUUAUGUCGAUCUGCUGUCUCCUGGUUGGGUGCCUGGUCGGAAAGUGGAUAACUCCGACAGCCAGUACUCGACCUUUCGUGACAAUAUACCCUACCUGCUCGUUCUGCUAGUCGCCCAUCCGUUGCUUCGUCGCGUAUAUGAGAAAUUCGUCCAUUCUUCCAGCGCCGAAUCUACUUCGAGACCAAAUGUGGUUGCGGCUGGAGAAGCGCGGCUCAAUCAGCGGAUCCGAUUCGACUUUGGAUUUGCCUUUAUCUUUAUAACCGCCCUCCAUGGCGUGUCUGCGAUCAAAGUACUCGCGAUCCUGUAUAUCAACUAUAAAAUAGCCAAAACGCUGCCUCGGAAAUACAUCCCCGCGGCUACGUGGGUGUUCAACAUCAGCACGCUAUUUGCCAACGAGCUCUGUGGCGGCUAUCCUCUUGAACGCAUCGCUGCUGUACUGGUGGCUCCGGCAGAUGGCACAGGCCAGGAGGCCCAAUUGGUGGCAUGGGGUCGGUAUAUCGAUGGCUUUGGGGGGUUGAUUCCCCGAUGGGAGAUCCUCUUCAACAUCACGGUUCUGCGGUUAAUUAGUUUCAACAUGGACUACUAUUGGAGCCUGGAUUACCCCGCUGCCAGUCCCAUUGAAAAGCAACUCGAUCCCGCAUCACUCUCGGAGCGUGACCGCGUCAGUGUCCCGGCCGAGCCAUCUGCAUUCAACGGCCGCAACUACGUCGCCUACGUCCUCUAUGGCCCAUUAUACCUAGCCGGCCCCAUCCUGACCUUCAACGAUUACAUCUCGCAGCAGCGAUUCGCACCCCCCUCCAUCACCCGAACCCGCACCAUCCUCUACGGCACCCGCUUCUUCCUCACCCUCCUCUCCAUGGAGCUGAUCCUCCACUACACCUACGUCGUGGCCAUCUCCAAAGCCUCCCCGAACUGGUCCCUCUACUCCCCUUUCCAACUGAGCAUGCUCGGCUUCUUCAACCUGCACAUCAUCUGGCUCAAGCUCCUCAUCCCCUGGCGUCUCUUCCGCCUCUGGGCCCUGAUCGACGGCGUCGACCCCCCAGAGAACAUGGUCCGCUGCGUCUCCAACAACUACUCCGCCUUCGCCUUCUGGCGCGGCUGGCACCGCUCCUUCAACCGCUGGAUCGUGCGCUACGUCUACGUGCCCCUCGGCGGCGGCGGUCGCCGCCGCAGCAGCAGCAGCAGCCCCAGUGCCCCAACCACCACCACCGCCAGCAAACCCUCCCCCCUCGCCAUCCGCGCCCGCCAGAUCUUCAACUUCCUCGUCGUCUUCACCUUCGUCGCCCUCUGGCACGACAUCAACCUCCGUCUCCUCAUGUGGGGCUGGCUCAUCACCCUCUUCGUCCUCCCCGAGGUCAUCGGCACGCUUCUCUUCCCUGCCUCGCGCUGGCGUGCCCGCCCGACGGCGUACCGCGUGAUCUGCGCCGUCGGCGCCGUCGGCAAUAUUCUGAUGAUGAUGGUUGCGAAUCUGGUGGGUUUUGCGCUGGGACUGGACGGGCUGAAAGGUCUGUUGGCGGAGAUGUUGGGGUCUUAUUCGGGGAUUGUGUAUCUGGUUAUCGCGUGUGGGGCGCUCUUCGUGGGCGUGCAGGUCAUGUUUGAGAUUCGGCAGGAAGAGGCCCGCGCCGGGAUUCAUUUGAAGUUUUGAUAGAUCCAGAUCCGGGUGUAUACAGUGCAUAGUUUUUACUACCGGGCUUCGGUGGUGGAAUUAGAAAGAAACAUGCUAUGCUAUGCUAUUGAUU
Molecule: messenger RNA, 2239 nt
Organism: Aspergillus steynii IBT 23096
Lineage: Eukaryota; Fungi; Ascomycota; Eurotiomycetes; Eurotiales; Aspergillaceae
Product: putative glycerol:H+ symporter (Gup1)
Exons: 4
Coding region: 220-2145 (641 amino acids)
Biological process (GO): GPI anchor biosynthetic process
Cellular component (GO): endoplasmic reticulum
Source: RefSeq, a predicted model, not a curated record